Molecule: messenger RNA, 2483 nt
Organism: Westerdykella ornata
Lineage: Eukaryota; Fungi; Ascomycota; Dothideomycetes; Pleosporales; Sporormiaceae
Exons: 1
Coding region: 283-2109 (608 amino acids)
Biological process (GO): carbohydrate metabolic process; glycosaminoglycan metabolic process
Cellular component (GO): membrane
Molecular function (GO): beta-N-acetylhexosaminidase activity
Source: RefSeq, a predicted model, not a curated record
CUUGCAUGGAAUCGUGGAGUGCAUCCUCCUCGCCCUGGCACGGUCCCCGUCAGCAGUCGGAAAGGGAUCGUCAAGAGCACCAGGAAAGCCACCUUACCCCUGUCACUACCACAGUAAUGAAUACGGGGCCCGUAUAAUUAUAUCAUACCUGCUCUCCUCCUCAACACCACACUUGCCCACUCUUCUCACCACAUACAUCAACCCAACAUCUUCACUUCUCCUAGAACGCAUCUCCACCGUCAUUGUAUUUUCGUAUCGAUUUCCUACUUGCGCAGUACUACAAUGCGAAAUGGUAUACCGGCCCUCGUGGCCACCGCUGCAGCCUUCUUUACCCGUGAAGCUGCUGCCGUUGCUGCCAACCCACUGCCAAAACCACAGGAUAUCACCUGGGGCAACAGUGGACCGCUUGCUGUAGGCUCGCUCAGGCUCAACGCCCCAAACCAUGAUCUCCUCAGAGCUGGAUUCCUCCGUGCCACCAACGCCAUCAGAGAGCUCAAGUGGAUUCCCGCUGCCACUGAGGCUCCUGUGCGAUCCUUCGAGCCGUUUCCUACGCCUACUGCUGCGAAGCUGAAGAGACAGUACAACCAUCCCAAUGGCACCGCUUCCCUCACAACUGUAAAGGUGCAGAUUAGCGACCUGCAUGCGACCCUCUCCCAUGGAGUUGACGAGUCCUACACUCUGGACAUCAGUGCCGGUUCCAAUACUAUCACUAUCUCUGCCGGUACCGUCUAUGGAGCUCUUCACGCCUUCACCACCCUGCAGCAGAUCGUCAUCAACGAUGGCACCGGCAAGCUGAUUGUGGAGCAACCCGUUUCCAUCAAGGAUAAGCCCCUCUACCCUGUGCGCGGCAUUAUGAUAGAUUCAGGCCGCAACUACUUGACCAAGAAGAAGAUCCUUGAACAAAUUGACGGCAUGGCGCUUUCAAAGCUCAACGUUCUCCACUGGCACAUCAUUGAGUCGCAGUCCUGGCCGUUGGAGAUCCAUGAGUACCCUCAGAUGACGAAGGAUGCCUACUCCCCCAACGAGAUCUACACCCAUGAAUGCGUCAAGAGCAUCAUUCAAUACGCAGCCGAGCGUGGCAUUCGCGUCAUCCCUGAGAUCGAUAUGCCCGGCCAUGCCAGCUCCGGUUGGGCUCAAGUGGACAAGGACAUUCUGGCCUGUGAAGACAGUUGGUGGUCAAACGAUAACUGGGCGCUCCACACGGCCGUCGAGCCCAACCCAGGUCAACUCGACAUCCUCAACAACAAGACCUACGAAGUGACUGGAAAAGUGUACAAGGAAGUUGCAAAGCUAUUCCCCGAUUCGUGGUUCCACAUUGGUGGUGACGAGCUGCACACCAACUGCUACAACUUCAGUUCGCUUGCGCGCGACUUCUUCAACUCUGGAAAGUCUAUGGGUGACCUAUACCAAUACUGGGUCGAUCAUGCUAUUCCAAACUUCAGGAGGCAAGCAAACAAGACCUUCAUCAUGUGGGAUGAUGUCAAGCUUUCUGCCCAAAGUGCCGCCACUGGCAAUGUCCCCAAGGAUAUCGUCAUUCAAGCGUGGAACAACGGGCCGGAGAACGUCUUCAACCUCACUCGAGACGGUUACCGUGUGAUUGUCUCCAGCUCCGACUUCUUCUAUCUCGACUGCGGCUUUGGCGGUUGGGUUGGCAAUGACCCACGCUACAAUGUGCAGGUCAACCCGAAUAAGACGGAUGGCUCACCCAACUUCAACUAUGGCGGCGGCGGCGGUUCGUGGUGCGCUCCGUACAAGACGUGGCAACGCAUUUACAACUAUGACUUCACCGAGGGCCUUUCCGACGAGCAGAAGAAGCUUGUGCAGGGCGCCAUUGCGCCAUUAUGGGCCGAGCAGGUCGACAGCGUCGUCGUAUCUCAGAAGAUGUGGCCGCGUGCUGCCGCCCUGGCUGAGCUUGUAUGGUCCGGGAACCGCGACGCAAAUGGCAACAAGCGUACCACGGAGCUCACGCAGCGCAUCUUGAACUUCCGCGAAUAUCUUGUCGCAAAUGGUAUCGAGGCCAGUCCGUUGAUGCCGAAGUACUGCCUACAACAUCCGCAUGAGUGCGACCUCUUCCUGGAUCAGACCGCACUGCACGAACCUGCUGCCUGAUUACGAAGAUUCUCUUCAUCUCACUGGCGCAUGGACUGGCGUUUGGGUGCUUUCGUAAUACUCUGUCCAGGCUGGAUGUAUGCUGGUUUCUCUAAGUCGAAACAGGAGAAGUAGCUUACAUGCUUUCUGUCACGGGUCUUUUUUUUCUGGCGAUCAAUGCCGCGAUGACCUCUUCGCUUCAACGGAGUGGAGUAGUUGAUUUAUGGGGGCGGUUGUUCACGAUGGGAACGUCGCGGCUACACUGCUUCCGUCGAUGCAAGAUUUCGUUCCCCGAAGAUUCAUGUAUAUAUCAUAGUUAUACCCUUUUCUAACAUCAUAUCUGUGUCGAUGCAUGCGACGUCAGUUGCUUUGAAUAUCAAUAGUUAUAAUCUCAC